Molecule: messenger RNA, 1638 nt
Organism: Neohortaea acidophila
Lineage: Eukaryota; Fungi; Ascomycota; Dothideomycetes; Mycosphaerellales; Teratosphaeriaceae
Exons: 3
Coding region: 1-1638 (545 amino acids)
Biological process (GO): tyrosyl-tRNA aminoacylation
Cellular component (GO): cytosol; mitochondrion
Molecular function (GO): RNA binding; ATP binding; tyrosine-tRNA ligase activity
Source: RefSeq, a predicted model, not a curated record
AUGUCGCGUUCUCUUUUCACACCCUUCCGGCGGAAACCGCCGUACAUCUGCCCCCAAUGUCUCCACACCCGCAAACCUCUCCCUUCCCCAAUCCCCCGCCGCGCCUUCCACCUCUCCUCCCCCCGCGAACAGCAGUCUAGCAACCUCCUCGCCCUCCUCGAAACCCGCGGCUUCAUCCACCAAAUAGCCGGUGACCGCCACCUCCUCUCCACCCUGCUCUCUCGCCGUAAACUCCGCUUCUACGCCGGUGUAGACCCCACCGCCCCCUCGCUGCACCUCGGCCAUCUCCUCCCGCUCAUGCUCCUCUUCUGGCUCACGCUUCACGGUCACCAAGCCGUCUCGCUCGUCGGCGGCGCCACAGCGAGAGUAGGCGAUCCCAGCGGCCGGCUCACGGCUCGUGUGCAAACUGCAGCACACGUGCGGACAUCCGAUGCGAAGGCCAUGUUUGCGCAGACGGAGGCGUUGUGGAGGAAUGUGAGGGAGUGUGCGGCGCGGCGGGGGUGGAGGGAGGAGGAGAUGGGCGCGUACGAGGUGUUGGAUAAUGGACGUUGGUUGGAUGAAUUGGGAAUUCUGGACUUUUUGCAGACGAUGGGAAAUGGGAUGCGGCUUGGGGCGAUGUUGGGUCGGGAUACGGUGCGGAAUAAGAUGGAAAAGGGCGAUGGCAUGUCUUUCGCCGAAUUCACUUAUCCCCUCCUUCAGGCCUGGGAUUGGUGGCAUAUGUACAACACCCUCGGCGUCCAAGUGCAGAUUGGCGGAAGCGAUCAGUAUGGGAAUAUCGUGGCGGGAAUGGACGCCGUGCGCUAUAUUGCGCAGACCCAUCAGGACGCAGACACUCGAGCUCGCUGGCUGGAUGGGGAGGGAAGGUUGAAUGAAGACUUGGCUCCCAUGGGCCUGACUGUGCCGCUGUUGACAACGGCAAGUGGAGAGAAGUUUGGCAAGAGUGCUGGGAACGCCAUCUGGCUUGACCCAAGACUGACGUCCCCGUUUGAUCUCUACGGAUUCCUCCUGCGCUCCUCCGACGCCGACGUCGAGCGCUACCUCAACCUCUUCACCUUCCUCCCGACAGACAUCAUCGCAUCCACCAUGUCCGCACACAACCUCGACCCAGGCAAGCGGAAAGCCCAACAUCUGCUCGCAAGCGAAGUCCUCGAGCUCGUGCAUGGCCGAGACGAAGCGCUCAAGACUCGUGCGCAACAUGAAGCUCUUCGUAAUCCGACUUUGGCUUCGUUUUCAUCGCCCUCGUCGUCCGAUGCUUCGCAAGCAGAGACUUCCUCGAACGAAGCCUGGAUCCGCUUGCCGCAGUCUCUACUUCUGGGCGCUCCGUCUUACGCUCAUGUCUUGUUUCACGCGGGACUAGCACCAUCCAAGUCCGAGGGUGCGAGGAUGAUCGCCAAGGGAGGUGUCUACGUGGCAUCCUCCGAGGCGUAUGCGAACGUCGACAACGGUGAAAGACAACAGGAAGUCGUGUGGACGCAGAUCAAAGAUGCAAAGGCUGCGGUCGUCGACACGGCGCUCCUUAAUGGCUUGCUGAUGCUGCGGCUCGGCAAGUGGAAAGUGCGGGUAAUUCAGAUGGUGCCGGAUGAUCAGCAGGGUGUGGAUGCCGGUGUUGCGUCGUCUGCGCGAACGGCUCAAGGCUAG